Messenger RNA from Amorphotheca resinae ATCC 22711, 738 nucleotides. RefSeq lists its product as hypothetical. The transcript has a single exon. The record is from RefSeq and is a predicted model, not a curated record. The coding region runs from base 182 to 646 and encodes 154 amino acids. Lineage: Eukaryota; Fungi; Ascomycota; Leotiomycetes; Helotiales; Amorphothecaceae.
CAUCGCCACUGUUCUUGAGCGUAAGUUGCGAAAUGACCCUUGGAUCUCAUGAUCAUGAUCAUCUGCUAACUACCCUCAGUCGCCUUCCUGGUCGCAGCCGUCCCACCAUUCGACCCUGCCGGAGCGAAGAACGUCGGAAACGGCGCCGGCGGACAGUUCAUCGGCGGCCAAUGCCUCAGCAAUGCUGACUGCGGCAGCGGCUGCUGCGCCAACCCCACGGGUAUCUGCUCGGGUCCGGGAGCCUCCACGCAGAACGGCAAGACUGGUUGUGGUUUUGGUAGCAGCGCUGCUGCCGAACCCGCCGCCUCACCUGCUGCCUCCUCUGUCACCGUUGCGACCACUGCCGCCGCCGAAGACCCUGCCACGGCGCCCACCAGCAAUGUCAACGGCGGCCCGGCUUUCGACCCCGCGGGUGCGAAGAAUGUCGGUAAUGGUCAGGGCAAACAGUUCAUCGGCGGUCAGUGCCUCAGCAGCGCAGACUGUGCCAGCGGCUGCUGUGCUGGUCCAUCAGGUAUCUGCUCGGGCCCAGGCGCAUCGACGCAGGCCGGCAAGACGGGAUGCGGCUUCGUCUCGAACAAGAAGCUCCUCAGGGUUUAAGGAAAGGGAAGGAAGGAUACAUAUGGCAGGAGUAAGCAGGGUCAUUUGAUGAGCAUUUCUCUUGUAUUAUUCCUCAAGGAAUAUUGUGUGGGGUUGAGUUUGAAAGGAUCGUUGCCAUGCUGGUGCAACGCGGGAUAUCCU